GGUUUGUUCACAAUUUCUGAGUGUGCUGCCAUUUGUAAAAGAAUACCAACUCCCAUUGAGUUUCAAAUUUGGAAAUAAUUAACACUAAUAUAUUUAGACAUGGGGCUGUCGAAUUUUCCUAGCCCAGCGGAAGGGGUGCUGCCGCUGCUAGUGAUGAACACGGUGAUGUCGGUGGCUCUGGUGAAGAACAAGCUGAGAUCAGUGCUGCAAGCGGUGGGCGGCGGCGGCGCGGCGGAGGAGGCGAGGAGGGUGUCGAUCACGCGCUACGGUUGUCUAUGUAGAGAGGCGGUGGAGUGCUGUGUGUGUUUGUGUAAAUUUGAGGCGGAGGAGGAAGUGAGUGAGCUUUCUUGCAAGCAUUUCUUCCACAAACCUUGUCUCGAUAAGUGGUUCGACAACCAACACAUUACUUGCCCACUUUGCCGUUCCAUUUUGUAAUAUUACUUCAAACACAAUUUCAAAUUAAUUUAGGUGAGAUAUGAUCAUACAGGAGAUCUCAGCUAGCUCUAGCUACUCUUCUUUCACUCUCUACAUUAUAUAUAUACACGAUUUCAAACGCAUCUUCUUUGUGCUGUACGUGUUGGUGGAGAUUUGAAUUUUAUCAAUACAGAAUCUUCAUUUGUAUA
Messenger RNA from Salvia miltiorrhiza (redroot sage), 623 nucleotides. RefSeq names its product probable E3 ubiquitin-protein ligase XERICO. The record is from RefSeq and is a predicted model, not a curated record. NCBI's taxonomy places the organism in Eukaryota, Viridiplantae, Streptophyta, Magnoliopsida, Lamiales, Lamiaceae. Bases 100 to 435 code for a protein of 111 amino acids. The transcript has a single exon.